AUGGACGCAGUAGAAGGUAUAGAGAAACCUAUCAACCCCAAACCAACCACCAAGCCGCGAAAGAGGUUCGUGGGAAGUUCCAAAGCCGGUAGUUCAUCUUCGUCGGGUAGAACACCAAUACGAAGAGUUGCGAAUCAGAUCCCGGAUGAUAUACUGAAUGAUCCCCAGCUGAAUGCUGCUAUAGCAGGAUUACCGGGAAAUUAUAACUUUGAGAUACACAAGACUAUCCAUCAUAUCCGACGAGAUGGUGUGAAAUCUGUUGCAUUGCAGAUGCCAGAGGGUUUGAUGAUGUAUGGAUGUGCGAUUGCGGAUAUUAUCGAGAUAUUUACUGGUGCUUUACCCAUGUUAUUGGCUGAUGUGACUUACGGGGCAUGUUGUAUAGACGAUUAUACAGCUAAAGAGAUGGGUGCAGAGAUGAUAGUACAUUAUGGACAUUCAUGUUUGAUUCCUGUAUCCCAAACAACUCUAAAAACGCUAUACGUGUUCGUUGAAAUAUCCAUCGAUACCAAACAUCUAUCCCUAUCUGUUCGACGUAAUUUCCCUUCUUCCCGAGAAGCCUUCCACCGCUUGGUCUUGGGUGCAGGUGCAGCACAGCCAGGAUCGAAAGUCCCUAUUCAACUGGAAGAAUCAGACCAAGUCGCCCAGAGCAAAUCCUCAACAGCUACAGAAAUACCAAACGCUCCCGAGAAGGAACAGACAGAAGAACAACCACUACCGACGAGAUUAGCUUUAGUCUCUACUAUCCAAUUCAUAGCUUCCAUCCAAUCCCUUCGAGAUGAUUUGGAAAAGUCCAUGUCACCGUUACAAGAACAGCAGCAAGAUGCAGUAACAGAGAAUGAAAAGCAGGAUGGGCCGUUAAGUAAAGUCGAAAAAGGUGAAAUAGGAGUAUGGAGAGGGAAAUAUGAUAUAACUAUACCACAGGUCAAACCUUUAUCACCUGGUGAGAUACUAGGUUGUACAGCUCCGAAACUGGGUGAGGUGGAUGGGUUGAUAUACGUAGGAGACGGUCGAUUCCACCUCGAAUCCAUAAUGAUAGCGAACCCAUCCGUACCUGCGUUCAGGUACGAUCCAUACUCCAAGAAAUUCACCAGGGAGACAUACGAGCAUACUGAGAUGCGUGGAAUAAGAGGCGACGCCGUGAAAGAAGCUAGGAAAGGGUUGGUCGAGAAAGGAAGUGGGAGUUGGGCAGUGUUGUUAGGUACAUUAGGUAGACAGGGAAGUCUGAGCGUUUUGAAGUCAAUAACUUCAACUCUCCCUGCCAACUCUAUACCUCCCUUAUUAAUCCUUUUAUCUGAACUAUCACCUUUGAAAUUAUCAUUAUUUUCUCAAGAGGAAAUAUCAACCUUUAUCCAAACGUCUUGUCCUAGAUUAUCGAUCGAUUGGGGUUACGCAUUCUCCAGGCCUCUCUUAAGUCCUUACGAGGCUAGUGUAGCCUCUGGUAGAAUCAAGGGAUGGGCUGGUCUUUCACUCACAAAUACGAAUGAAGAGAAGGGAGAAGGGGAUUAUCCAAUGGAUUUCUAUGCCGAUGCGAGUUUGGGACCUUGGACACCUAGACAUAAAGUCAAGGCUUGA
Messenger RNA from Kwoniella mangroviensis CBS 8507, 1572 nucleotides. RefSeq names its product diphthamide biosynthesis protein 1. Gene Ontology annotation, biological process: protein histidyl modification to diphthamide. NCBI's taxonomy places the organism in Eukaryota, Fungi, Basidiomycota, Tremellomycetes, Tremellales, Cryptococcaceae. The record is from RefSeq and is a predicted model, not a curated record. The transcript has 7 exons. The coding region runs from base 1 to 1572 and encodes 523 amino acids. Gene Ontology annotation, molecular function: 2-(3-amino-3-carboxypropyl)histidine synthase activity.